This is a messenger RNA of Gorilla gorilla gorilla (western lowland gorilla), 906 nucleotides long. It is a transcript of the gene ATP5MJ, whose product is annotated as ATP synthase membrane subunit j. Gene Ontology annotation, cellular component: mitochondrion; proton-transporting ATP synthase complex. Lineage: Eukaryota; Metazoa; Chordata; Mammalia; Primates; Hominidae. The record is from RefSeq and is a predicted model, not a curated record. The coding region runs from base 529 to 756 and encodes 75 amino acids. The transcript is spliced from 4 exons.
UUGGCUGCAGAUUAGUGGUGCUUUCUGAGCCGUCUGUCCUGCGCCAAGGUGAGUACGGGGACCUGGACCUGGCUCCCGAGGUGCGAGACGGCGGGGGCGGGAGGGCGAGAAGCCGCCUUGGCCCCAGCUGACCUUGGGGUCCCACCCCUCCGCCGGCACGCGCCUGCUUUUCUGCCCGGCUUUCCCUUCUCUGAAGGGAGGUAGGCCAGGGUCGGUUGCCGGAGGGAAGCAUCGCCUAGGCUUGCGCCGCGUUUCCCUCCUUGGCCUUAACGUGCUCAGUGCACCUGAAUUCUCCCACGGUUUUGACAGGGAGCGUACCUUGGCCUUGAGAGGUUCAGCUGCCUAACCCAGAGGCUACGCAGAGUUAGAGAAGCCAGAGUCCAAGCCAAGAACUCUGACUCCACAUCCAGUCCCUUCUCUCCUUUAUAACUCAAGUUUCCUUGCACCACACUUGCCCUCCACGUUAUGCUGUACAGGACAACUUGGGUGAGGCAACAGGGAAGCUGAAAAGAGAUCAUACGGUGGUGAAUGAAAUUGUAUGGAACUCGCGGGUCAGACAUUUCCCAUUUCCAGUGUCAGAUGCUUCAAAGUAUUAUUAAAAACAUAUGGAUCCCCAUGAAGCCCUACUACACCCAAGUUUACCAGGAGAUUUGGAUAGGAAUGGGGCUGAUGGGCUUCAUCAUUUAUAAAAUCCGGGCUGCUGAUAAAAGAAGUAAGGCUUUGAAAGCUUCAGCGCCUGCUCCUGGUCAUCACUAACCAGAUUUACUUGGAGUACGUGUGAAAGAAAACGUCAGUCUGCCUGUAAAUUUCAGCAAGCCGUGUUAGAUGGGGAGCGUGGAACGUCACUGUACACUUGUAUAAGUACCGUUUACUUCAAGGCAUGAAUAAAUGGAUCUGUGAGAUGCA